Messenger RNA from Andrographis paniculata, 1078 nucleotides. Its product is annotated as NEP1-interacting protein 1-like. The coding region runs from base 150 to 803 and encodes 217 amino acids. The transcript has 5 exons. NCBI's taxonomy places the organism in Eukaryota, Viridiplantae, Streptophyta, Magnoliopsida, Lamiales, Acanthaceae. The record is from RefSeq and is a predicted model, not a curated record.
UCAAUGCUCUUCUCUUCGCAUCCAUUUCACCUUCUUCGCCUAUAAAUCCACACCGAUUUCGCACUUCACAGCAUGCUUCCGCGUUUCUCUUCUUAAUCGCCGUCGUUAUUUUGCAUACGACCGUAAGUUUCGAAACGAUUUCAGUGCCAAUGUUGGUCGGCGCGGCAUUGAUCGAGGAGCGGUUCGCCGCCGGCAUGCGGUGGCUGUGCGGACGACCGAGAGCUUCGCAGCUGAAGAAAUUGGUGGUGCCUCUGUUCACUUGCAUUUUUGCAUUAGGUGGAGCUACAAUAGGAGCAAUUACCGGAGCGAUCAAAGGUCAGACGACGGAAACCGGUCUCUGCCGUGGAUUCGGCGUCGGAGCGGUGGCAGGGGCGAUUACCGGCGUCCAAUUGAUGGAUCUGAUAGCGAAUGGAGAGCAGUUUUCAAAGGUUGCACUAAUAUGCAGCUUAGUGAACGGUAAGAUAUUCAUGGAAUGGGUAAGCCCUGCAGUUCUAAAAGCUUAUCAGUGGCAGGUCAGCACAACAGAUACUAAUUUGAGGGAAAUUUCCGACAUUUUUGAGGUGAAUUCAGUUCGGGGUUUAUCUCCCGAUAAGAUCAAUGAACUGCCCGUUUAUCAGUAUCACAAGUAUAAGCUGAUCGCCACAUCAGGUUCUGAAACUAGCUGCGCCAUUUGCUUACAGGACUUGAAAGGCGGAGAUUGUGCAAGAUUGCUGCCGAGUUGCAGCCAUUUCUUCCACCUUCAAUGCAUAGACGAAUGGCUUACCCGGCAAGGUACGUGCCCAAUGUGUAGAAAAGAUGUUUGAUGUUUGUUACAAGAUAUAUAUAUUAUGGAAUUCAACAUAUAUAAUGGGAGAGGACGCGCAUAUUAUGCAAACGGCAUAAAAUGGCCGUCCGAGUAAGGCUAUUAUAUUAUGUGGGAUGAACAUCCAUCUUCGUCAAUGGUGUCACUUGUAAUAUCAGAAUGCUUAUUAAAAAAAGAACUAUGGUGGCCUGCCUGACAAUUGAUCGAUGUUACGCAACCAUAGCACUCGGUUAGAAAGUUGUAAAUAGAGUAUUUGUGGUGUUAACUAAUUCAAGU